Messenger RNA from Cooperia oncophora, 447 nucleotides. The record is from the annotation of a GenBank genome assembly. Lineage: Eukaryota; Metazoa; Nematoda; Chromadorea; Rhabditida; Trichostrongylidae.
AUGUACAAUGAGGAGUUUUUUGCCUCGCGAGUGAAUGGGAGCGAUGUUCUGGACUGCGAGCAAGAGAAAGUUCCAGACGCUAAACCGUCUUUACGAAUUCGCGAUGUCUUCAAUGGACUGGAACCGAUGAUACCAUUACAAUGGCAGGUAGUGCAGAGUCGUGCUCCUGGUUGUUAUGUGGCUCCGGAUAGCAAGAUCCUCAAACCAGCACGUACGCCCUUACAAAAAGGCUCUAUGCCCAUGGGCGGGGAUAAAUCGCAGAUAGGAGCGAAGAAGACUCGUUAUCAGCGACGGAAAGAGGCCAAGAAACGGAGAUCUCUUCAGUUCCAAGAGAAGCAACUUACGUCUGUACCAGAAGUCGAAAUGGAAGAGCAGAACAGUUUCUGUCCGUUUGGCACCUCCACGGAACAGGCUUCCCCUGCGCAUAGCGAUGUUUCUGACAAUUGA